UCGAGGUUGGUUCUUAGGCGGAAGCACUGUGGGACAGUUCUAGGAACCCCGUGUGAAAAACUUGUGUGUGAUCUUUUUGUCACCUAGUCCAGUGCUCUGAUAAGGGGACCCCUCUCCCCGUGUCCCACAGUUGAGCUGGGAUCACACGGUUUUCCUGCUUGAAUCUCACCGUCCUACCACCCCCACUAAACACACACAACAGUUGUUCAAGUCCCUGGGGUCUGUGGGUAUCUGCAAGCCUGCCCAUGUAGGGAGUGGAGCCGAAGAUGAAGCCUGAGCUGUCCUGAGGGACUGCCUAGCAGGAACUUAUAGACCCAAGGUGCCCCCUCCCCACCACAACAGAGGAGGCCUGUAGAAGGACAGGAAAGUAAGAGCAAGAGCUGCACCAGAAGAAGAGUCAACCCAGAAAAAUGGCCAGCAGGAAGACCAAGAAGAAGGAAGGUGGUGCUCUUCGUGCUCAGAGGGCCUCAUCCAAUGUCUUUUCCAACUUUGAACAGACACAGAUUCAGGAAUUUAAAGAAGCGUUCACACUCAUGGAUCAGAACAGGGAUGGAUUUAUCGACAAGGAGGAUUUGAAAGACACCUAUGCCUCCCUAGGCAAGAUUAAUGUUAAAGAUGAUGAGCUGGAUGCCAUGCUGAAGGAGGCCACAGGCCCCAUCAACUUCACAAUGUUCCUGAACCUGUUUGGUGAGAAGCUGAAUGGGACAGAUACAGAGGAGACAAUACUGAAUGCCUUCAAGAUGCUGGACCCAGAUGCCAAAGGGAAAAUCCACAAGGAUUACAUAAAGCGUCUGCUGAUGUCCCAGGCUGACAAGAUGACUGCAGGAGAGAUUGAUCAAUUGUUCCAAUUUGCUUCCAUUGAUGCAGCUGGAAACCUGGAUUAUAAAGCUUUGAGCUACAUCAUCACCCAUGGGGAGGAGAAGGAAGAAUAACAAGAAGUCGGACUGGGGGGAACAUAGUCCAUUCAAUAAAGGUUAUUCAGCAAACACA
This is a messenger RNA of Vombatus ursinus (common wombat), 990 nucleotides long. Its product is annotated as myosin light chain 5. Lineage: Eukaryota; Metazoa; Chordata; Mammalia; Diprotodontia; Vombatidae. Gene Ontology annotation, cellular component: cytoplasm. The record is from RefSeq and is a predicted model, not a curated record. The transcript has 8 exons. The coding region runs from base 411 to 932 and encodes 173 amino acids. Gene Ontology annotation, molecular function: calcium ion binding.